Erigeron canadensis is the source of this 1397-nucleotide messenger RNA. Its product is annotated as transcription factor PIF7. The transcript is spliced from 6 exons. Gene Ontology annotation, molecular function: protein dimerization activity. The coding region runs from base 84 to 1259 and encodes 391 amino acids. The record is from RefSeq and is a predicted model, not a curated record. Gene Ontology annotation, cellular component: nucleus. NCBI's taxonomy places the organism in Eukaryota, Viridiplantae, Streptophyta, Magnoliopsida, Asterales, Asteraceae.
UAAGUGGGGAAUACUUCAUUUGGAAUUUGAUAUCACAAAAAAAAAAAGAACAAGAAGAAAGAAAGAUAAAGAUACUCUCCCACAUGUAUAGGCAGCAAGAGAUGAAGCAGCAGCAUCCCCCUCCUCCUCUAGUCCCCCCCAUUAUGCUUAGUGACUAUGGAGUUGCAGAAAUAACAUGGGAAAAUGGUCAACCAACCAUGCAUGGGCUCGUAAGUGCUGAUGAGACACUAGAGUCCAUUGUUCAUCAAGCUACAACAUAUUACAACCAAACUCCAAACCAAGUAAAUGAUUUGCCACAAAACGAGAUCCGGCCUAAAGUUCCUAAAAAUAAUCUAGGCGGGGCAAAUAAUAUUGCAUCUUCUAGUGCGAAAUGGGGCAAUAGUGCAAGCCAAAGUUACCUCAAGAAAAGACCAAGACCAUCUGUUAUUGUACAUGAUCAAUUUUUUGGAAAUUUGCAAGUAGAAGAUAAUGUUAGCAAUAGUGCUACAAUUACUUCUAAAGAGAAUGACACUACAAUGAUGACAUGGCCUUCAUCCGAUUCGCCUAAUCAGAGUUUCAAGAGCCAAAAAACAGACGAUGACUCUGCUGGUCUAUAUGGAUCGGAAAAUCAAGAAGAAGAAUGCAGGAAUAAUGAGGGUGAAACAGUCCGGUCUCAUUCAAGUAGGCGAAGCAGGGCUGCUGCCGUUCAUAACCAAUCCGAACGACGACGAAGAGAAAGAAUCAACCAGAAGAUGAAAGCUCUGCAGAAGUUGGUGCCUAAUGCUAAUAAGACGGAUAAAGCAUCAAUGUUGGAUGAAGUGAUAGAUUACUUAAAGAAAUUACAAUCACAAGUACAGCUAAUGAAGAACAUGCCAUUUCCACCACAACAAAUGAUGAUGCCAAUUCCCCUACAACUGCAACAGCAGCAGCAGCAGCAACAACAACAACAACAGCUUCAGAUGUCGAUGCUGGCCCGAAUGGGAAUGGGAUUUGGCCUUCAGAUGGGUAUGCCCGGAAUCAUGCCCCAGCCAGCUCAUCAUCCUUUUAUGGCCCCACAAACCAUGAUUAACCCUGGACAUGUAGGCGCCACAUCACAAACAAUCCAUAGUCGCCCGUCCACCAACACAACUCCUUUCAGUGAUCCACAUAGCGCGUUUCUUGCACAACAUAUGAACAUGGAUAUGUUCAACAACAUGGCCGCUUUUUAUCGGCAACAAGCCAAUCAGGGAAAGUCAAUGGGCAUGGACUCGUCUCAGCCAGAGCAUGUUCAUGGCAAGUGAUGAACAACAAAAAAGAUCUUGUAGUUAUUACAUAUAGAUUAUUUUGAAUACAUCGACGUAUGCAUUAUCUUGUUGAUCAUGUAAGCGUGUAACUCGUGUAUUUAUAUAUUCCUAGUGGGUUGUGCUAGUUUGUUAUAA